AGAGAGAGAGAGAGAGAGAGAGAUGAAGGGAGCGUGGAUCGCAUCGGGUUUGGUAGUGGUGGUGUGUUUGGUGGGUUUAUCAUCAGCAUCGAUAGAGCAGCUGAGCACUAGGGAAUGCGAGAAUCUUGGUUUCACUGGGCUUGCUUUGUGCUCUGAUUGCAACAGUUUGGCGGACUAUGUCAAAGACCAGGAACUGAUAUCAGACUGUAAGAAGUGUUGCACUGAAGAUUCCAAUGAUUCCAUGACGAAGAUUACUUAUUCUGGUGCAAUACUUGAGGUCUGCAUGAGGAAAUUGGUAUUCUAUCCAGAAAUUGUUGGCUUCAUUGAAGAAGAGAAGGAUCGAUUUCCAUCUGUUAAAAUUCAAUACAUGUUUAAUUCUCCUCCAAAGUUGAUCAUGCUAGAUGAUGCAGGGGGGCAUAAAGAAACAGUAAGAAUCGACAACUGGAAGCGGGAGCAUAUACUUCAGUUUCUGCAAGGGAAGGUGAAGCCUACAUCAGCAACAUGAAAAUACUGGUUAUUUUCUCCUGUCACUACCUGAUGGUAGAUAUGUCACUGGAUCUUAUAGGGAAACAUAAAACUGAUAUCUGGACAAUUGAUGUUCUCGUCUUUUUCCUAUUUUCUCCUAGUUCUUUCUUUCAUUUUUUGCUUUGUAAUAGUUAAUAGAUUAGUUUUUUGUAUUGUUCGACUCUUCAAUCCAUCGCUCUAUAAUAUAUUUACUGAUAACUCAAUGGUUCUACUUUCACGGAAAGACAAACUCCUAUUUAGUGUCAGAAUAUGAAAUGACUACAUGAAGUCUAUGAUUCUGUCA
Molecule: messenger RNA, 808 nt
Organism: Argentina anserina (silverweed cinquefoil)
Lineage: Eukaryota; Viridiplantae; Streptophyta; Magnoliopsida; Rosales; Rosaceae
Exons: 4
Coding region: 23-505 (160 amino acids)
Cellular component (GO): endoplasmic reticulum lumen
Molecular function (GO): oxidoreductase activity
Source: RefSeq, a predicted model, not a curated record